Molecule: messenger RNA, 2245 nt
Organism: Trichobilharzia regenti
Lineage: Eukaryota; Metazoa; Platyhelminthes; Trematoda; Strigeidida; Schistosomatidae
Source: the annotation of a GenBank genome assembly
AUGGCCCAUGAAUUCUAACUUCCGCCAUGCUGAAGAGUUCAAAACUAGGACGAAAUAGCUGUCCAGUACUCCCAGGUUUUCCGAUGGUUCUCUAACCAAUGUCAGUUCAAGAUGAGAUCCUGUAACCAAUAAAAUUCCUACAAACCAACAUUUGAAAAGAAUUAUUCAUUUGCAUUUCUCUUAACAGUCCUUAUCAGAUAAUGCUGAAUAAUUACGAUAGUUAAGUCAAUGGCGAACUCAAAAUUUUAUUUUAUUUUUAUUUAUUUUAUUAUAACUUGAUUACACACAGUAUUUUGUUACAGCUAUGGAAUUUUCAGCAAGUGAUAUCAGUAGCCCAAAUUUAGCAGGCCGCCCAUUGAUAUCAGGUGUUCGUCAGUCGGGAGCAUGUGCAUGGUCGGCCAGCAUCUUAAACGCUGUGCCACCGACUCACAUAUCAGUAAAAUUUAUUUGUAUGUUCUAGAGAGAUGUGUUAACUGAGCGUUUGAACAGUUCAAUGAAGAAUGGAGUAAUUUUCAGGAAAAGAUACAACAGAUCCAACAGAAUCGCUUUCCUGAUAUGUAUAAAAACGUUUUCGUAGCAACCUGUUUUCGCUUUGAGAUUUUGAAAUAGGAUUUUUGGAUGUUAAGCGUUGAUAUGUGUGCGUCGGUGGUGCAGCGGUUAGGAGGCUUGCCGACCAUCUACAUGGUUCGGGGUUGAAUCCUCAGCCGACGCACUCCCCUUACCUCGCUAAUCCAGAAAUAAAGCUGGUAAAGAGGAAAGGGUGGGCAUGAGGUCAGCGACCCUAUCCUGUAAAAAUAAACAGGAAAAAAUAAUAAGCGUUGAUAUAAAAGAAGCAUCCACAAUGAACGAACAAAAUUUGACUGAAAUAAAUCUACAGAUGGAUUUCAGUUGAUCAUUAUUAACUCCUUUCUUUAAAUUUAAGUUUUUAUUUAAGCCUGAUUAUUCUACAGGAUCAUAGUAACUUCAGCGCUGAAGAGGCUGUCUAGAUAGGAAACGAAAGCUUCCCAAUCAAACCAAUCAGCUCAGAAAACACAAUCAAAUCAAAACACUUAAGAAGGUGUGAUACAGAAUAACAGUUUCUACCGAUGGAGUGUGAAUAAUUUGAGCUGUUUGCUUUACCAAUGGCAUAAUUCAUUAUCCAAGAAUGUACAAAAAAUGUAACUAUCUCAUUACCUUAUCAUACAUACACAAUGAAGAAAGAUUUGAGAGAAUAACUUUGGUUGAAGACAAAAAACUGGAAUAACUUAUGAGUGAACUCAAUUUAGAUUUAAAACGACCUGUUGUAAUAUGCGGUCCUUCUGGAUGUGGCAAAAGUACCUGUAUACGAACACUUAUCACUAGAUAUCCAAAUUCAUUCCGUUAUUGUGUAUCACAUACCACUCGACCGAGACGACCAGAUGAAAUUCACGGAAAAGAUUAUUAUUUCAUAUCAAAUGAAGAGUUUGAUGCCGCCGUAAAUAAAGAUGAAUUCAUCGAACAUGUUAUGUUUUCUGGACACUAUUAUGGAACAAGCAAAUCAGAAUUGAGAAAGGCAGAAAUGGAGAAACGUGUUUGCCUAAUGGAUAUUGAUAUACAAGGAGUUGAAAAAUUACAGAAAACAAGUAUCAAUCCAAUUUGUAUUUUUAUACGUCCAAGAAGCUUUGCUAUACUUGAGAAACGACUACGAUCUCGUUCUACGGAAAGUGAGGAUAGAAUUCUCCAGAGAUUGGCAGUUGCACAUCAGGAAAUGCAGUAUGGUAUAUCUGAAGGAAAAUUUGAUGCUGUUAUUGUGAAUGAUAAUGUUGACAAAAUGGUUCAAGAAGUUGUUGAUGUGCUAAAACAUGUAUCCAGUAGCUGAAAAAAGUGGCAAUCAUCUGAAUGGUUCAAAAUCCUUUGACUUGCCUUAAAGAAAUGGAUACUUCAAUAAAUAUCUCACAAUAAAUUCCCCUGGCUUCUUAUGACCUAUUUUUAUUGGACAAAAAUAAUAAAUUCACAGGUUUAUCAUUCUAUGUUAUCUUAGGACUCAAUUCAUACUAGAGUUUUGCAAACUUCAGAUUUAUCCCUUGGAAUUUGGGAUCAUCACGAGAAAAUAAUUUCACUGUUGGUCAUGAGUAAUUUACACUUACGUGUGUAAUUUAUUUCCUCUAAUCAAUCAAUAUGUUUUUGUUAUUUACCUGUCAACGGUUUGUAUUACGUGUGAUCAGACCGCGUGACUGUAUUUAUUAAGAAGAAGACAAAAUAAAAUGCGGUUUUUGUGACGUCAUAA